Bombus pascuorum is the source of this 2836-nucleotide messenger RNA. Its product is annotated as mitochondrial 2-oxoglutarate/malate carrier protein-like. The record is from RefSeq and is a predicted model, not a curated record. Gene Ontology annotation, biological process: oxaloacetate transport; phosphate ion transmembrane transport; succinate transmembrane transport. NCBI's taxonomy places the organism in Eukaryota, Metazoa, Arthropoda, Insecta, Hymenoptera, Apidae. Gene Ontology annotation, molecular function: oxaloacetate transmembrane transporter activity; antiporter activity; sulfate transmembrane transporter activity. Bases 53 to 868 code for a protein of 271 amino acids. The transcript has 5 exons.
GUGAUACUACGUGAAAGACAACGUUUCUACAACUACGUGAUCAUGCAGAUGCAUGGGCCAAACAUGUACACAUCCUUUGGAUGCAACUAAGAUACGAAUGCAAAUUUUAAAAAGUUCUUUGAGAGAUACGAUAUGCAAAACUUUCCAAGAACAUGGAGUACGUGGAUUCUAUAUCGGUUGGACUCCGGCUAUACUUCGACAAUUAACAUACACUACGACAAGACUUGGUGUAUAUAAUACGUGCUAUGAUUUGAUCUCAUUAUACGUUGGUCGUUUAAAUUAUCCUACAAUGGUCACCAUUGGAAUGUUCUCUGGUAUUUGUGGUGCAUUAGUUGGAACGCCGGCCGAUUUAAUUUAUGUUCGUAUGGUAGGUGAUGCGCAAUUACCACCUGAGAAGCGGCGGAAUUACAGACACGUUUUCCACGGGCUGUCGGACAUUUGGAAAACAGAGGGUGUUCAGGGAUUAUGGAGAGGAGCUCUACCAACUAUGACCAGAGCAAUGAUCGUGAAUGGAGCGCAAUUAGGCACCUAUAGUAGAGCGAAAAUAAUGUGGAAGGAUACAGGUUUAUUCGAAGAAGGCAUAUUAUUGUCAUUCUGUUCAGCGAUGAUAUCUGGAUUCGUGAUGUCUGUGUUGUCAGUGCCUGUGGAUGUAGCUAAAACUAGAAUACAAACUUGGACCUUACCGUCGAAACCACCCGGGAUCGUCACUGCGAUCGCUACCAUAGCAAGAACCGAAGGAGUAACAUCAAUGUGGCGUGGAUUUCUACCAUACUACAGCAGAGCAGCUCCCAAUGCUGUAAUUACCAUGGUGACACUUGAUAAGUUAAGACAAAUAUAUCGUAUAUUCUUUCUACCACCCAUUGAGUGAUAUUUUUAUAAAAGUUUCUUGCAAAGAACAACAAUAAUAAUAAAAUCUUACACGAUUUUAUUUUAUAUAUUCGUCACUUUUUUAUAAUAAAUACUUGAUUAUGCUAUCAUUUACAACGCAGAGAAAAAGCGAUAGAUUUAUGCAAAUUAAAUUCUUUCCUAGCAAUAUGCAGACUAAUAUUGCGAGCUUGAAGGUGACGCUAUAUUAGCUUAAAAUAUUGCGGUGCAUGCAAGAAAAUACACUUUAGCAUUAUUUUUAAAAGAUUGUCUUAUUACUAGAGAAUUGUAAAUAAGUAACUAAACGAAUAUAAUUGUUUAUUCAUAAAUAUAUUAAUCUUGUCGUACAUGCCACUUGAAUAUUCGUAUACAAUAAAAGGUUCAUAUACAAUUAAUGCUCGUAUACAAUGCAAUGCGGUACAAUACAGUACACAAUAUAAUAUGUAUACACAUAUAUAAGAAAACGGUCAUUAAAAUAUUUUCUGUACUUGCUAUAUAUAUCUAUGUUGCGUAUCGUCUAUACAUUUUUGCAAUUUGUUCAUUAAUGAUAAACGUUAGUACUGUGUGUGGCCCUACUCUACAAUAUGUAGGCCAGAAACCUUUCCAAAGUGCCUUUAUGCCUUCGGUUUUCGCUAUCGACAGUAACAUUGCGAUCAUACCAGGUGGCUUUUCCACACCUUUCAAGUUUUGCAGUCUGAAAAUUUACAGUCACAAAAAUUCCUUUAAACUUAUUACUUUCUUUUGAGCGAUUUUAUUAUAAUCGAGAUAGGAACGAUUGCAUUAAGAUUUUUCUCGAGAUCUUUAAAAUUUCUGCUAGGAACGCUAUUUUAAUAUUAUCAUAUGGAAAUAAUUCACAAAUAAGAAAAUUAAUAUAGUGAUCAUGAAAAGAUCGAUAUCUAAUUAUUUUACCUUGUUUUAGUUAUAUCAAAUGGCAUAGAAUUGAAGGUAGUAAGGAAUCCAGAUAACAUUGACGCAGAGAAAUGCAGACCAACACCCUCCGGUAUAUACACUGUGAAAUAAAACGUGUUUCAUACUUCUAUCGAUAUAAAUUCUUCCGAUAUAGAUAAUAUUUGAAGCUGAUAAGUACAUUUCGUGGAUAUUAAAAAUUUUGCUUGACUGUAAGUUGCAAGUUGUGAUACAUUAACAACCACCGCUCGUCCCAUCGUUGCUACACUGCCUCUCCAAAGAGUGGUGAUUCCUUCUUCUCGAGAAAUUCUUGUAAACGCGUUGAACACGUUUUUGUAAUUCCUUCGUUGCUCUGCAGAAAAUUCCAUACAUACAACAUCAAGAUCGAUAAAAGGAAAAACUCGUUUCCCAAUUAUUGGGAACAUUAAUGAUAUAAGGAAGAAUGAAAGGGAAAAAAUUGUUAAAAAAAUAAUAUCGUAUAUCACGCGACUAUAGAAUGGAACGACGAUAAUAACCUUUCGGUAAUCUGCCAUCGGCCGUCAUUCUUACGAGGGCGACUUCUGCUGGUGUACCAACAAAGGCUCCAAUAGCUCCUGCUGUAGCUGCCAUCAGUGACAUUAUACCAAAAUUUGGUUUGCCCACGUACUUCUCUCUGGAAAUAGUUUUCAUAAUUAAAGACACGUAAAAAUAGAAGAAAAGCAUAGUUACCCGGUGGCAGAUAAAUUAUUUUGCACUCACUUCCAAUAUUCAUGUAAUUGAUUGUAUAUACCAAGUCUUACGGUGGUAUAAGUCGCUUGUCGCACAAGACCAGCGCUAAGUCCGGAAUAAAAUUUCAAAAUGCCCUCAUUUUUGUAUAUGGAGGCGACGACCUUGCCGACAGAAGUUUUCUCCUUUUGUAUCUGAAUUCGAUUCUUUAUUACAUCCAUAGGAUGAACUACACAUGUCGCCGCCAUUCUAGCAAAUUUUCGUAAUAGCCGUAAUAAGAUUAUACAAGACUAUUAUACAAAAUAACUUUUAAUCCAUGAUUAUCAGAUAAGAAAAUAACAAAUAUUAAUCAGAAAAUUUA